AUGCUAGCCGAAUCCGAACACGCCGUCAGCAACGGAGAUCCCCCCAAGCUCCGGGCUGCUUGCGAGAACUGCAGGCAGUCGAAGGUGAAGUGCAAUCUAUCGGGGAAGGAUACUUGUAUUCGCUGUCUGCGUCACGGACUGCCAUGUCGAUAUCGUGUUGCAAAUCGAUCCGGAAAGCCCAAGGGGAGUAAGAACCGGGCAACGCUGCGGAAGCUUGGACAGUUGCAAGACGAAAAGAAGCCCACGAUAUCCACUAGUGGGUGGACCGACGCUGCAGGUAAAGGGCAAUCCCAUCGGAUCAGCUAUGAUGCAGAUCACAGUGUCGAUGCAAUGAGUCCGCAGGACACGAGCCCAACGAGUCAAUCCAACAGCCCUGAUAGCCAUGGGGCGAACAUGACCGACACCACCUUACUGACGGACCCUACUGUGGAAUAUCCGCCCCUCGGGGAGACGCUGCCAUCGGCCGCUCCAGUCUUCAACCCGACCUCCAUGUCGCCGACGUUCCUGCAGAAGGAGUUCAUCACCAAGGGAUUCACCAGCUGCCCGCUUGCGGUGCACAUUCCCAACACCUUGCAGCCCUGUGAAUGCAGUAGCGUACUCUUCUACCACGGGAACCGGCUGCGGCACAUGCUGGCCGACAGCAUCCAUCUCCGGCUAGACCAGAUGCUACAGGGGAUCAAGAUUGCAUUGACCGUGUGCCGUGGCUUUCUGCAGUGCCCCAAUUGUCACAAGGACAAUACCAACCUGCUCUUCUCGGUGUCGAUCCUGGAGAUCACGCUGCAGCUCUUUGAAUACUGUAUCAGGUAUGAGUUCUCAUCCCAGUCGGCCAGCGAUCAUAGCAUGAUCGUUGGAUACGGCGAGUACGAGAUGAGCGCGGACGAGACGCGACGGAUCCGGCGGUUCCUCGUCCGGGGCCGGCUGCUGCAGGGCAAGGAAGUGCUGGGACUACUGAAGGAAGCCGUGGAGAUGAGCGGACAGAUGAGCCCCGAGCUGCGGGAUCUCCACGGGACGGAUGGAUUGGAGGGAGAAUGGCUUCAGACGAUCCUGAUGGGACAAAACAAAGAAGAAAGAAAUAUGGACCGCCUCUCCCAAAUCACCUCUCAUCUCACCUUCCCCCACGGCCUCCUGGCCAACCAAGUAGCCAUCAUCACCGGUGCCGGCCAAGGCAUCGGGGCCGAAACCGCCCGGUUAUUCGCCAACGAGGGGGCCAAAGUCAUCAUUGCCGAUAUUGAUGCUGAAAAAGCAUCCUCCACAGCCACCCUCAUAAACUCCAUCCAUCCUAACCGCGCUCUCGCCGUGCCUGGGGACAUCCUCUCCGAUAUUUACAUAACAGACCUGAUUCAAAAGGCAGCGGAGUUUGGGAAUGGGAAGAUUCAUAUUAUUGUGAAUAAUGCGGGGUUUACGUGGGAUGGGGUUAUACAUAAGAUGACAGAUAAACAAUGGACCACCAUACUGGCAAUCCACAACACAGCACCAUUUAAACUCAUCCGUGCAGCAGCGGGAUACUUUCGUGUCAAAGACGGGGAGUCAAGAGUGGUGAUUAAUAUAAGUAGUACGAGUGGGGUGCAUGGGAAUGCCGGUCAAGCCAACUACGCCGUCGCCAAAGCCGGUAUAAUCGGACUCACCAAAACCAUUGCGAAAGAAUGGGGUCCGGCGUUUGGGGUCCGGGCCAACACCAUCGCUUUCGGGUUCGUGAGUACCCGUCUGACUGCAGCUAAGGAGGAUGGAGCGUUCAUUACUACCCCUGAUGGGACUAAGGUGGCCCUGGGGAUCCCAGGGAAGCAGUUGGCGGGGCGGAAGGGAGAUGAGAAGACGCAGGCGUAUCCGGAUAUCCCGCUGGGACGGCCGGCCAGUGCGGAAGAGGCAGCGUGGGCCAUUCUGGGGGUGGCCAGUCCGUUGUUUUCGUAUGUGAGUGGGGAGACCAUUCGGGUGACCGGGGGGAGGAAUAUGUAA
Aspergillus sclerotioniger CBS 115572 is the source of this 1953-nucleotide messenger RNA. RefSeq names its product 3-oxoacyl-reductase. Gene Ontology annotation, biological process: regulation of DNA-templated transcription. The transcript is spliced from 6 exons. The record is from RefSeq and is a predicted model, not a curated record. NCBI's taxonomy places the organism in Eukaryota, Fungi, Ascomycota, Eurotiomycetes, Eurotiales, Aspergillaceae. Gene Ontology annotation, molecular function: zinc ion binding; oxidoreductase activity, acting on the CH-OH group of donors, NAD or NADP as acceptor; DNA-binding transcription factor activity, RNA polymerase II-specific. Bases 1 to 1953 code for a protein of 650 amino acids.